AUGCGAUGUGUUGGCCGGUUGCUGCUCAUCGUCAGUGCAGGCGCUCAGAUCCAGGAAAGUGAUAUUUUUCUAGGUGGAUCUGCGUUUACCAGCAAUGAAAGCGAGAACCUUGGCAUCAUCUACAAGUGGUUGGACGAUAUCAUGUGGUCCACUUCUUGGGACGAUGCAUCUCAUCGAUUGUUGGCGUAUCAGCAGUUGCGGCAACUUGCAGAGGUGAGCACAAACCACCUGCCUUCCUUGGCCUUUGGUGUAGGUCAGGCUUUCUAUUCCUACUUUUGGUUUGAAGAGAAUGGCCCGAGGAUACAAUUGGAGGCGGCGGAGCUGUCGGUUCACUUGCGCGACUUGAGCUUGAAGCACAGUGGAUGCUCCGAUUUAAGCCUUGGUGUUGGGACCUUCUUGAGUAAGGUGUGCCAUGAGCGCUGGCUGUUCCUCAUCAUGCUGUGUGCAGAGGUGGGGGCUGCCUUUGCCAAACGCCGACAGAACCUCUCCAAAGCAGCAGCACUGCUGCAGCGAGGGAAUGAUUUGUUUGAAGAAUUGCAGCAGUAUCCUUUCUUUAGCUUCCGCAAGUGGGAGAAUCUCUACGACAUCAACACGAACUCGCAUGUCUUCCCUGAGGGCUUCCGACAAAGACCCGUUUGGCCGAAUUCGGCAGUUCCCCUGGCUGGUUGGCUUGAAGAAAACUACCAGACUUUUCGAGAAGAUUUGGAUUUGAUUCUCAACCGGAGCCUUUUCGAUACUUUGUACUUCAUGGGCCAUGUAUCUAUGACACAGUUCUCUGGUCGGCGAGAGUCGUGGGCACCACUAAAUUUGAUUCAUAAUCGGGAGCUGGCACCGCACGCCUGCGAGGUGGCGAAUCGAAGCUGCGAUUUGCUCCGCAGUCGACCUGAGAUUGCCCGAUGUCAUGCUAAGGAUGUGGGUGCGGCCUUUGCGCGACUUCAACCAGGAAUGGGUAUAAAGCCGCACCUUUGGAAUGCUCCGCCCAGGCUGGCAGCGCACUUGGGACUUCGGACACCUCAUGGUGCCUCCAUGGCAGUUGGUGAGCAUCACCUCAGCUGGGAUGAAGGGCAAGCGCUGGUCUUUGACGAUACCUACAUCCACAGCGUGAACCAUGAGGGAACCGACGACCGGUAUUUGCUGGUCACCUGGUUUUGCCAUCCCUGCGAUACGUUGCAUGCAGAAGACCGACCAAUCCUCACAUCUGCAGUGCAGCAAAGACCUGAGGCGCAGAUGGCAGGCUCCGUCACUGGCGGGACACCACAGCAGGUUUACGACUUGCAUAGUCAUUUGGAGCAUCCGUUAGCUCAAGGUUCCUGGCAACAGGAGCUGCCAGAGUGUGCUUUGGGACCACACAGCCUGAGGCAUACAAUUUCCUACUCCAAUUUGAAUGGCCAGGAACAAAUUCAAGAGACAGAAGUGACCUGCUCUGGAGAUGACUGCGAAACAACCACAAGUAAUGUUUUGCUUCAGAUCAUUCGGGUGCGAGAGCCGAAGGCAAAGCGGAUGUGCUCAGGCUCUCCGGGCCUCAUUUGGGAUGGCUUGGACACUGUCGUGCACAGAGUCACCAACUCAGCCAGACGAGUUCUGGGCUAUGCACCAGUGGAGACGGAGAAGACACCGCAUGAGAAUCUUCAGCCACUUGCUUUGAGAAGUGAAGGAGUGAUGAAGAUGUACACUUAUUCCAACAACAAUGGUCAAGAGGAGAUGAAGGAGGUGCAAUCCCACUGUAAGGAUGGCACCUGCGUCCAAAGGAGCCGCAUCUUUGCACCAAGUUCAGUGAAGGAGCACCUACAGCAUGACGCCAAGGAGAUUCGCCCACAAGCAGCGCAGGCUUACCAAGCCUAG
This is a messenger RNA of Durusdinium trenchii, 1842 nucleotides long. The record is from the annotation of a GenBank genome assembly. NCBI's taxonomy places the organism in Eukaryota, Dinophyceae, Suessiales, Symbiodiniaceae.